AUGCCAAUCCAAUCAUGGGUGCCACCGAAGAACCUAUUCUCUCCAGAUUGGAUCGCUUAGACAACAUGUUGAAAUACUUGCAGGAGAUCAAAGGCCUCAACAGAUCGCCGAGGAGCUCCUGUGAAUCAACGCCAUCAAGUGGGACCCUGACAAGCGAAGGGCAUGGAUCGUCCCUUGAUUUCUCCCCAAAGAGCCUGGAGAAUCACUGCCGUCCGAUUGAGCUAGUGAUCACGCAGACCGAGGUCAAGGGGACCCUCAUCGAGAGGCUGGAACAAGUAGAGAGUCGCGUGUUAAAGCUGUGUUUGCAGCUAGAGAAGGAACUGGAGGCGGAGAAAAAGAUAGAAGAAAAGAGGCCCCACAAGAAGGGACUGAAGCAACUGGUGAAGCAAUAUGUCAAAAGAAAUGGAAAACACAAGAGGGGGGGCUGACUGACUGACCCAGCUUUGGAAAUUCUUAAGUGGUUUGUGGGCUUUUCGGUCUUUUUGUUAUUUUUCUUUUAUUUGUGAAAAAAGUUUAGAGACGAGGGUUUUUUGGUACUUUCAACUCCAGUUAAAGUUUGUACAGACCAGCCUUUUAUUUGAGUUGGACUUCUGAAUUCUGCUUGGGGCCUUGGAUCUUCUCGAAAGUUUGGGCCCACUUGAUUUUAGGCCUAUGAAGAGACAUUUCAUAUAUAUUGGGCUGAUGGGCCUCAAUAAAUGAGUAUUCGGCACCAUCCUAUCUU
Messenger RNA from Tripterygium wilfordii, 721 nucleotides. RefSeq lists its product as uncharacterized. NCBI's taxonomy places the organism in Eukaryota, Viridiplantae, Streptophyta, Magnoliopsida, Celastrales, Celastraceae. The record is from RefSeq and is a predicted model, not a curated record. The coding region runs from base 15 to 428 and encodes 137 amino acids. The transcript has 3 exons.